CACGUCCUCUUCCGGGUGUGUUUGAAAAGACUUUCACUGAGCUGUGGAAGGGAUUGAUCGAAUGAUACACACGGCAACACAAACUCAAGCCAAGACCAUUUUUAUGAAAAGAGCAGUGCAACCAGAAAGAGAGCAGUUGUAAUCUGUGUGCAGGAAUGUCAGAAGCUAGUUUUGACUCGUAUAAUCAAUCGGACCCUAAUGAACAGGGCCCUCAAAAUACUGCUGACUCUGUGAGCCAAUCAGAGGCCAGAAAAAACAGCCUGGAUGAAGCACACAUGACUGAAAUUGACAUCAGUGAGGACAAGGAUGUUGGAAACCACAAUUAUAUUCACAGUGAGGAUGAUGGUGAUGAAGAUGGGGAUUCUCAGGCCCAGAGUAAAACUAGUGGAAUAAUUCGGGAUGAUGGUGAUUCUGAAACAACAAGCAGUGUGGCAACAGAAGCUGAUGUGAAGGUGGCUAUGGCAGAGGAGGCCCACAGAAGCCAGGCUGCUCAUAUCUCAGUCACCAGAAACGGAGAAGCAGACAAGAGUAAUGAGGAAGUGUUUCACAGAGAUGUGCCACACAAUGCAUCCUCUGGACCGAUCACAUCACACUCCCACAAUUCACCUGAAAACUAUGCAAUGAAUGAGGGAGUGGUCCAAGUUGGGCCAUAUACAGGGUCGCCAUUCCAGGCCACCACACCUAAAGUUGUCCCCAGUCCUGCAGCAGCCAGCCGGCUAGCUCGCAGCAUCAGUGAUAGUCAGGUGGAGACACAGAAAGGUGCUUCGAGAGAGCAGCAGAUGGGAGGAGCAGUGGUUCUUGCUGAUGACAUAAAGAGUCCUGCCAUAGAGAAACUGGAGCUGGUGAGGAAGUGGAGCAUCAACACUUACAAAUGCACUAAGCAAAUUCUUUCGGAGAAGUUAGGUCGUGGCUCCCGUACAGUUGAUUUGGAGCUGGAGGCCCAGAUUGAGAUUCUUCGUGAAAACAAACGAAAGUAUGAGCAUGUUAUCAAGCUGGCGCAGACACUUUGCACUCAGCUGGCGCAGAUGAUGCAGACGCAGAGACAGCUGGGUGACGCGUUUGCCGACCUCAGUCUCAAGACACCCGAACUACAUGAGGAAUUUGGCUACAAUGCUGAAACCCAAAAACUCCUGGCGAAAAAUGGAGAAACUCUGUUGGGAGCUAUCAACUUCUUUAUCUCCAGUGUUAAAACUCUAGUGGAUAAAACUAUAGAGGACACCUUGAUCAACAUUAAGCAAUAUGAAGCAGCAAGGAUUGAGUAUGACGCAUAUCGCACAGAUUUGGAGGAGCUCAAUCUGGGUCCACGGGACGCCAACACACUCCCUAAGAUCGAGCUGUCUCAGCAACAGUUCCAGAUCCAGCGUGAAAAAUACGAAAGGAUGCGCAAUGACGUCUCAGUCAAACUCAAGUUUCUGGAGGAAAACAAGGUGAAGGUAUUACACAACCAACUGAUUCUCUUCCACAACGCCAUCGCUGCAUACUUCGCAGGCAACCAACAGCAGCUCGAACAGACCCUUAAACAGUUCCACAUCAAACUAAAGUUACCAGGAGGAGAAACCCCCUCUUGGCUGGAGGAGCACUGAUUUAAUCAUAUGGUAUAAUCCAGAGUGGAGGGCAGAGCUCAGCACUCCAUAAGGAAACCAAAUUCAUAAAGCAAAAAUUUCUCGCUAUCACUCCUUUCCCUUUUUACAACGUUCAGGACACUAAAACCUGUCAAUAAAUGUAUGCCAGGAAACCAUUUUGAUAAAAGAGAAACAUUUAGCUCCUCUCUUUGUCCUUGCUAUGUCUGACUUUACACUUGAAGUUUAGUUUUUGAAUAAAUGCUUUUUCUUUUGUCUGAGAGUUUGCACUCUCUUGCGCAACAAAUACAAUCUUGUUGUUUUUGAAUCAAGUUACCAGCACUUUAAUGGUAGACAAAAUACAGACAUCUAAACAGGAAGCAGGAAGAAAUGAGGGGCCUUAUGAAUGUUGUACAGACUUU
This is a messenger RNA of Carassius carassius (crucian carp), 1981 nucleotides long. RefSeq names its product ADP-ribosylation factor interacting protein 1 (arfaptin 1) (gene arfip1). Gene Ontology annotation, molecular function: phospholipid binding; protein domain specific binding. Lineage: Eukaryota; Metazoa; Chordata; Actinopteri; Cypriniformes; Cyprinidae. The record is from RefSeq and is a predicted model, not a curated record. Bases 156 to 1583 code for a protein of 475 amino acids. Gene Ontology annotation, biological process: intracellular protein transport; regulation of Arp2/3 complex-mediated actin nucleation. Gene Ontology annotation, cellular component: trans-Golgi network membrane. The transcript is spliced from 10 exons.